Molecule: messenger RNA, 4370 nt
Organism: Daktulosphaira vitifoliae (grape phylloxera)
Lineage: Eukaryota; Metazoa; Arthropoda; Insecta; Hemiptera; Phylloxeridae
Gene: Npc1a
Product: NPC intracellular cholesterol transporter 1
Exons: 21
Coding region: 181-3918 (1245 amino acids)
Cellular component (GO): membrane
Molecular function (GO): lipid carrier activity
Source: RefSeq, a predicted model, not a curated record
UAACACCUCACGAGGUAGACUGAACAUAUUUGAAACGACCGGUUUGAUUCAUUCGCAGCGUGUUCAGCUCAAACCCAACUAGUACUGAGCCCAGCAAACACGGGUUACAUGUGUAUAGCUUUUUAAUCUUAGUAAAUAAUAACACAACCAUCUUUUACUAACAGAUUGCAGGAUAACGUGAUGAUGAAAUUUUUAAAGACGUUUUUUGUGAUACUUAGUUUUAACUGUCUAGAAUUUACUGUGGCGCAAGAACCAAAGUGUAUUUGGUUUGAAGAAUGUGGAAAGAUCAAAGGUUUACCUGUAAAUUGUUAUAACAAUAAUACAGCAAAACCAUUAACGGAUAAAAAUUCAUUGGAUGUCCUUCAAAAAUGGUGCCCAGAUUUUGUGGAACAUUAUACAGACAGAGACAAUACAUUGAAAACCUGUUGUGCAGUCGACCAACUUAAGACAUUUGAUACUAAUAUUGUUCAGGUAGCAAACUUUUUGAAUCGUUGUCCAUCAUGCAUGAAAACAUUUGGACGGUUCCUAUGUGAGAUGAUUUGUUCUCCUAUGCAGAGUAGUUUUAUAAAUGUCACCGAAACUACAAUUUCAGAAUCAGGUAAAGAGUGGGUAAGACGUAUGGAUUUUUUUAUAUCCGAAGAAUACAUGCAAGGGAUCUAUAGCUCGUGUAAAGCAGUCUCAAAUCCAGCGACUGGAGAACGAGCUAUGGAUGUUAUAUGUGGCGGAUCAGUAGGGUGCACUGCCAAUAGGUGGUUUAAAUUUAUGGGCGAGAAUCCUUUCAUAGCUUUUGUUAUUAAUUACGUUUCAGUUAUACAGGAUAACUUAAGGAAUUUUAAACCACUAAAAGUUCCUGUUAAGCCAUGCAAUCAACCUUUUGAUAAUGCAACUGUUGCGUGUAGUUGUAUGGAUUGCGAAGAAAGUUGUCCGGUAGCUGAUAAACUGCCGGUACCAUCAGAACUUCCCACUUUGGGUGGAUUUGAUAUUAUAACAUUAUUAUCAGCCGUGAUAUUUUGCAUUUUAUCAACAUUAUUUACAAUGUAUUCUUGCCUACUGCAUUUCAAAAGUAAAAAAAAAAGUGAAGAACAGUAUAAAGAUACUAAAUACUCAUUUGUUGGUCAAAUAAAAACUAUUAAACGCGGGAAUUUAGAAAUUGUAUUUUUUAAAAUUGGAAAAAACUGUGCUGAAAGACCCUGGAUAGUAUUUAUGUUUGGUGUUUGUCUAAUCACUAUGUUUAGUCAUGGUAUACACUUUGUUCAAAUUACUACGGAUCCUGUUGACUUAUGGUCUUCUUCACAUAGUCAAUGUCGUCAAGAGCGGGAAUAUUUUAAUAAAAACUUUAAACCGUUCUUCCGGACCCAACAAGUUAUAAUGGUUCCUAGAGGAAUCGACGAUGUGUAUCAAAAUUCAUCCAAUGGGUUGAUAAAAUUUGGACCAGUAUUCAAUCGUACAUUCUUAGGGGCUGCAAAGAAACUACAAGACAAAAUUGAAUCUCUAGGAAAACCUGAUCAUGGUUUAGAAAAAGUAUGUUUUGCACCGUUAACUUCUGAGUUCACUGGGCCACCCAAAUUAUCUGAUUGUGUUGUACAAAGUGUUUGGGGGUAUUUCGGCAACAAAGAAUACAAAAUGGACCGUACAUCUCGGAAUCCAGACGGCUCUACAGCCACUUAUUUAGAUAAGUUUAGGCUGUGUUUUCAAAAUCCAUACAAUCCUCUUUGUUUGGCGCCUUAUGGCGGUCCAGUUGAUCCUUCAGCCACUCUUGGUGGAUUUUCAAAGACAAAUGAACCGAUUUCUAAAAAUUCUCCAUUUGAAAAAUCUACUGCUUUAUUAUUAACAUUUGUGUUAAAUAAUAACAAUGAUAAAUCAUUAUUAAAAGAAACGUUAUUGUGGGAACAAAAAUUUUUAGAUUUCAUGAAAAAUUGGACUAAAGAAUCUAAACCUACAUAUAUGGAUGUUGCCUAUUUUUCAGAACGAUCAGCUGAAGAUGAGCUGAAUCGAGAAUCUCAUUCAGAUGUUUCGACGAUAGCUAUAAGUUAUAUAGUGAUGUUUUUAUACAUAGUUAUGGCUUUAGGUCGUUCUAAGAUAUUAUUGAGUUUCUUUGGAGUCGUUUUAGUGAUUGCAUCAAUUUUAUGUUCAAUUGGUUUCUAUGGCUUAAUCGGAGUGCCAUUAUCCCUGAUUGUACUUGAAGUUAUUCCGUUUAUAGUUCUUGCUGUAGGGGUCGACAAUAUUUUUUUAUUGAUCCGUGCUUAUCAACAAGUAAAAAUGAAAGUAGAUGAGACUGUCCCUAAUUACAUUGGUAGAGUUUUGAGUAAGGUUGGUCCAUCAAUUUUUAUUACUACGGCAUCAGAGUCGAUAUGUUUCUUUAUCGGUGGUUUAUCAGAGAUGCCAGUAGUGAAAGCGUUUGCAUUACACGCUGCUAUGGCGUUAGUCAUGAAUUUUGUUCUUCAGAUCACUUUUUUUGUUGGCCUUUUAGCUAUAGACGCCCGAAAAAAGUUGAAAAAACAGAAAUCGGAUGAAAAAAAUUUUGUUCAAGAUGUAUUUAAAAAAAUGUACAGCCCAUUUUUAAUGAAUAGUUAUGUUCGGCCGUUUAUUAUACUAUUAUUUACUGCUUGGUUUUGUACAAGCAUUGCAGUUAUUCCGAAAAUUGAUGUAGGUUUAGAUGUAGAAAUUACUAUGACUGAAGAUUCUUAUGUUUUAAAAUUUUUCAAGUACAUGAAACAAUAUUUGUCGACUGGACCACCAGUUUACUUUGUUGUUACUGAUGGGCUUAAUUUAACUGAUAAAAAUGAUCAAAACCUUCUUUGUGGGGGUAUAAAUUGUAACCCGUAUUCUAUACCAAACCAAAUUUACAAAGCAUCAAAAUCGUCUGAAAUAACAUAUAUAAAUAGACCUUCGAAUUCUUGGCUUGACGACUAUUUUGAUUGGUCAAGCAUUUCAAGUUGUUGCAAAUACUAUGCGACCAACCAAAGUUUUUGUCCACAUUGGAAACAUGAAUGUGAAAGUUGUAUUAUUAGCAAAAAUGACCUAGGUCGACCAAGUAGCGAAAGUUUCAUCAAGUAUCUCCCUUAUUUCCUCCAAGAUAAUCCUGAUAAACAUUGUUCAAAAGCUGGUCAUGCGUCUUAUAGUGAUGCGAUAGUUAUUCGCAACGAUACUGUUGGUGCAAGUUAUUUUAUGACGUUUCACUCUGUAUUGAGAACUUCUAAAGAUUUCUUUGAAUCAUUACGUUCCGCCAGAAUUAUAUCAGAAAACAUGACAAAUACAAUUAGACAAAUAAAACCAAACACCACAGCAAAAGUUUUUCCAUAUAGUGUGUUUUACGUUUUCUAUGAGCAGUAUUUAACAAUUUGGAGUGUAUGCUUUAAUAACUUAGUUUUUUCAUUGUUAGUAGUUACAUUGAUUGUUUUGAUUUUAACAAAAUUUAAUUUUAAGUCAGCAGUAAUUCUUUUAAUAGUAAAUACUAUGAUAACGGUGGAUAUUUUGGCUGUUAUGUAUUUUUGGAAUAUUUCGCUAAAUGCGGUUUCUCUAGUCAACUUAGUAAUGUCAAUUGGAAUAAUGGUCGAAUUUUGUGGUCAUACAAUUUUCCACUUUGCAAAGUCUGAUAUACUAUGUCCAAUCGAACGCGCAAAAAAUACAUGCACUUACGUUGGAAGCUCUGUUUUCUCUGGUAUUACGAUGACUAAGUUUGCCGGCCUGACAAUAUUAGGUUUUGCUAACUCGCCAGUAUUUACUAUAUUUUAUUUUAGAAUGUAUAUGAGUAUUGUACUAAUAGCUGCAUUACAUGGCUUAAUGUUUUUACCAGUUUUAUUAAGCUAUCGAGGCAUUCCUAUAAAAAAUAUUGAUAUUGAUACAAAUUUUAAUUGGCCCGAUAUUAAUAAAGUUACUUUAAAUCAAGAUAACUCACAACUUGAAGUUACUAAGUGAACAGAAGAUGAAGUUAUUGAACUUAUAAAUUGUACAACCUUGGUGGAAUAAAAUCUUAACUCGGAUCUCAUGAAUAAAAAGUUUUGUUUGUUUUAAGUAAGAGUUUAUUCGGUUACAGGUUGGACUGGGACGAUCUUCAGUAAAAUUAAAUUAUACUUAUGUAAAUUAGAUAUAUUUUUUCAAAUGUAUAAUUAUUUUUUAAUCUACUUAAUUUAUUGUAUAAAUAGCUAUUUAUUUAGUCAAUUGAGGUGAUGUUGUUUAUAGUUAUUUAUAUGUUAUUCCAUAUUUUUAUUUUAAGGUUUUUCUACUGCUGUUAAUUUAAACAUUUUUGUUAUGAGGUAUUAUAGUAUAUUAAGUACGCCUAUGGUUACGAAUGAUUAUAAAUUGACUAUUAGAUAUUAUUUCAUAAUUUUAAAGGUGCUAUACUUUUAAUGAAUUCUACAUGUAAAUAA